CUCGAGGGCGGGGCCAGGGCGGAGCCCGGAGUCCUGCCUGCAGGUGCAGGGGGCGUUGCUCGGCCCUGCCCACGGGGACAGUUCUUGGAGGCCAGGGGCGGGUCAGAGAAGCGGCCGGUGCAGGCUACGCCUUGGAACUCGCGGACGGCGACUGCAGCCACAGGUGCCGCGCAGGGCAGUGUGGCCCAGCUCUGGGCAUCAAAACUCCAGCGCUGGGAGCUAAGGCUUCCGAGCUGCUCCCAACCCUGGACACCGAGGCCCCCGGGCCGGAGAGCGGAGCCCUGGGGUCGUCCGAAGCUCGGGGCCCUGAGCCCCCCGGGUUAGACAGAGAAAUUCCCGGGCCUGCUGCAGAGCAGGAUACCGAGGUCCCCAGGCCAGGCGGCGAGGUCCCCGUGCCCUCCCCAGACCAGGGCACGCAGACCCCCGAGCAAGAGAGAGAAGUCCUCGGGCCAUCAGCGGGGCAGGAGGCAGAGCGCCCUGGACCGACCGCAGCUGAGAGCUUUGAGAGUCCUGGGCGAGGCAGCGACGACGCUGAACCGUGUGAAGCGCGAGGCGCGGGGCUCUUGGAGCAGUGUGCCUCUCAAGGUCCGGAAACUUCCUCUGAGUCAAACUCGGAAUCCCCCCAGCUGCGUUUUCUACUGCGCUCCGAGACCCCACAACAGCCCCCAGAGGAGCCGCUCAUGGAGACGCCCAUCGAGCGCGAAAUCCGCCGCAGCUGCGAACGCGAGGAGAGCCUGCGCCGGAGCCGGGGCCUGAGCCCAGGUCGCGCGGGCCGCGAACUCGUCGAACUGCGUGUGCGGCCGGUGCUCACCCUGCCGGGCCCCGGCUCCGCGCUCCCGCGCGCCUUGGAGCGCGCUCGGGCGGGCGCGCAGAUGCAGCGAGACAUCGAGCGGGAGGCCCAUCGGCAGGCGGCGCUAGCGCGCCCCGAGGUCCCAAAGCAGCGCGCCCGGCAGCCGCCUCAGCCGCUGGGCGAGCUCAAGCGCUUCUUCGAGGCUGCUGGCGGGUGCGGCUCCUCGCCGGCGGCGGAGGGCAGCGCGGACCCGCAGCGGCUGCCUGAGCCCGGAGGCCGGCCACGUUCAGUCGUGCAGGGCCGGUGCCCGGUGCUGGCCCGCGCCCCGCCGCCCAUCGCACCAUCGCUGCUGGAGCAGGAGGUGCGCGAGGUGAAUGAGCGCGAGCGGGAACUGCAGCGCCAGCGCCUCAGCGUCUACGGCACCGCCGAGUUCAAGGAGCCCGCGCCCAGCCUAACUGCGAGCAGGGGCGACGGAAAGCUGGCGGUGAUCUGGCCUCCCCGCAGAAAGGCUUCGGAGAACGGUCUGGAGCAGGAGGAGCGGAAGCCUUGAGGUUCGAGCCGGCUGGGGUCCCCGGACGAAGGUAACAUGCCCGUCAGAGGACCCAGGCAGGGGCGCCCAGGAGUGCCCUCCGGAUCGGCGGAAGGCCUGGAGAGGGGCUACAGGUCUGAGCCAGGAAAGACGCAAUCGAUCAGCCCCUCCUCGAACCUGACUUUGUGAAAUUGACCAGAAUCUUCUAUAAAACUGUUAGUCCCAACUGGGAAACACCACCAUCAACAGCCCCGCCAGUAAAACUGCCCCGCUCUUCUCCACCUAACUGCAAACGGAACUAUCCUCUCCUUCCGGCCUUGACUGUUAGAUAGGGGUCACCUCCUCGGCUGUCCCCACUCCCCAAUAAAGCCCCUUCUUUCUGGGCA
Molecule: messenger RNA, 1705 nt
Organism: Balaenoptera ricei (Rice's whale)
Lineage: Eukaryota; Metazoa; Chordata; Mammalia; Artiodactyla; Balaenopteridae
Gene: MISP3
Product: MISP family member 3
Exons: 3
Coding region: 681-1340 (219 amino acids)
Source: RefSeq, a predicted model, not a curated record